Messenger RNA from Plutella xylostella (diamondback moth), 1824 nucleotides. NCBI's taxonomy places the organism in Eukaryota, Metazoa, Arthropoda, Insecta, Lepidoptera, Plutellidae. The record is from RefSeq and is a predicted model, not a curated record.
GGCCAUCGCUGAUCAACACAAUCGAAAUUCACAUUUUUUCUACCUUUUUAACAUAAACGUGUUGAUUUUUACCAAUUGUUGACUCAAUAAACCAUGUCAGGGUCUAGUGGAGCCGGCCCGCCUCCUCCAGAUGGAGUGGUGAGGAGCAGCGCGCUCGCUUUCCUCCCGUCUGCGCAGGCGCAGCCCCCGGCCUCCCCUCAAGCAACUGAAGACAACAAACCUCCCGAAGACCAGGGAGCUCCUUCGGGAGCCUCUGAUAUGGCUGCUCCAGAGAGACUGGUUCCUGCGGGGGUGCGGGCGCUGUGUGCUGCCUGCCUCAGUGUGUACCCUGACCAGCCCAACCCAUUGCAAGUCACCACUAGACUAAAAUACUGGCUAGGAGGCAAUGACCCGCUGGACUACAUCAGCAUGUACUGGAACCCAGGGGACCCCUCCAUCAACGUGCCGCCUCACUGGCACUAUGUCAGUUUCGGCCUGUCAGACCUGCACGGCGACGGGCGCGUGCACCCCCUGCCCCCCUCCCCGUCCCCGCUGGCGCCCUCGGGGCUGGGCCUGGAGCUCACCUUCCGGCUGGCGGGGGGCGGGGGGGGCGCGCCGCCGCUGUGGCCCGCCGCGCUGCUGCAGGCGCUGGCUAGAUACAUCUUUACUACUGGUAACAAGUUCUGCGCGGGCGACCACGUGUCCUGGCACUCUGCAUUAGACGGCGGCGGCGGCGCCAUGAGACACCUGCUGGUGGCCGCCGACCCCACGCUGCCGCCGGCCAGCGCGCCGCACGGCACCGCACGGUUCCUGCAGAUGGUGGGGUGCACCAGCCGGGAGCUGAGGGCGGCGCAGCGCGGGUCCGGGUUCGAUGUUCUCAACGCUCUUGCUGAAGACACCAGAUGCGGCGGUCGCUACCUCGUCACAGACAUGUCGCGGCGUCGCUCGGCGCGGCUGCGCGCGGCGCCCCCCCCCGGCCCGCAGCCGCUGGCCGGCGUGUCCGCCCUCACCGCCUGGACCGAGUGGCACCCGGUCAUACAUACUUGCGGCGGUCGCUACCUGGUCACCGACAUGUCGCGGCGUCGCUCGGCGCGGCUGCGCGCGGCGCCCCCCCCCGGCCCGCAGCCGCCCCCCGGCGUGUCCGCCCUCACCGCCUGGACCGAGUGGCACCCGAGUCCGUCCCCGCAACCCCCCCUCUCCCCGCAACUGGAGGAGCAGAUCAAGGAGACGCUGCAGCGCGGGCUGAGCUGCAUGAGCAGCCUGCAGCGGGACCCCGCCGACCUACAAGGUCACAUGUCAACAGAUAGUUUUCAAAUGUCCAGCAUAGAGCGGGCCCUGCCAGAAAUACCAGAGUUAAUGCAGGGCUCGUGGCGCGGCGCGGAGGACGAGGUGGUGUACCUGUCCGGGGUGCACGUGCUCAUGAACGCCGAGAGCGCCGCGCUGCUACCGCUGGCUAUCAACGGCCGCGUGCUGCACGGCCGUCACUUCACAUACCGCUCCUGGAACUGCGCCAUCACACUCCUGGCUCCGGGAGUGGCUGGAGCCCUCGCCUCGCCCAGCCGGCCCUACGCCGCCGCCAGGGACUGGCUGCAGAUUCUCAUCCCUCUAGAUUUAGCCAAAGACAUGUCGGAGAAGCUGUCAGUGCUGCAGCACCUCGACAGCAAAGACUCAGAGAGCGAGAGCGAAGAGGAGAAGACAGAGAGAGAGAGACACCCGCCGCCCGCCUUGCCUCUCACUCUAGCGUGGCCGGAGCGCAGGAUCAAGAUCACUGUAGUGCCCGACGACCAGAUGUUAUGAUGUUGACUGUAUAUUUGUUAUUUAAAGAUAAUUACAUAUAUUUGCUUA